UCCUCACACUUCACUUCAAACUAUACUAUCUUCCCUCAUACCUCCAUCUUCAUUUUCAUUUUCCUUCAAUGGCUUCCAUAAAUUUCAACCCCUUCGGGGGAAACUGGUUCUCCAAACCCCCCAACCCUCUCUCUCUCCCCUCUUUUCCCAACAACGUCUUCAACCUCGCCGACGCACCCUCCCUCCACCCCAACUUCGCCGCUAUAUCCCUCUCAAACCCCUUCCGCCGCAAGCCCAAGGAAAAUGCCACCGAGGAGGCCGGCCACUUCGAGAUGUUGGCCCGCCAGGCCCUUUGGGAGGCCGAGACCCGCCCGGACCACCGCCACACCCCGGAGGUCGACAAAAUCCUCGCUGAAAACGACGCCGCCUUCGGCUCCGACGAUUCCGUCUUCGAGAAGCGCGAGAACGCCACGGAGGAGGAAAUUCGGGAGAACGCGGAGCUUGUGGACAUGAUGCGCAGCAGCCCCUUGGUGCAGUUCCUGGCUCGCGCCGAAGAGAUUCUCGACAAGAUGAAUGAGUAUGAGCUGAAGGCGAACGAAAAACCCUACCACGAUGAGGAUGCGGAAUUGUGGAAGGAGAUUCCGCAUAUCAUUGGGCUCGACGGGCGGCCCAUGCCUCGCAAGGCCCAGAAGACCCGCCAGGAGGCCGAUGACAAAUUUUGGGACUUCGCCAGACAGUUCUUUUUCGGGCUCUGGAACUUCAGACAGCGGCCCUACCCUCCCGGGAAGCCCAUCGACGCGGCCCAGUCCAUUGGGUAUAAGAACCUCGAGAGGCGCUACUAUGACUUUAUCAUGAGGAGUGGUGGGUGGUACUAUAAGGAUCGGCUGGGUCGGACAAGAGGACCAUUAGAGUUGAUUACGCUUAAAAGUGCAUGGAGUGCUGGGAUUAUUGAUAAAAACACUUUCAUUUGGGGAGAGGAUAUGGAUGAAUGGGCACCAAUUCACAUGAUUUACGGAAUGGAACGUGCAAUUGCCACUUGGGAAGUUAGACUUGCUGCUUCAGCAACAGCAUUGCUUCACAAACUACAAAAGGGCAUACCACCUUGGGUUCCUUUGAAGGGAUUUGAAAAGAAGACGUAUAAGCAACUUCAAGAAGAAGCUAUACAAAGCAAGAGACGUGAUUUAGCAGUAUUGGAAGCUAAUGAUGGUCUUUGGCCAGGAGUUAAAAUUCCAAGCUAUGCUCUAUUUCUUUGGGCUAGUGGCUCUGAACUGACCACUAUUUUGGAACAGGAUCACAUGCCCAACAAAUACAUUCCCAGACAUGUUAGAAAGAAGUUGGCUGAACUCAUUCCAGGGUUAAGGCCAUGGGAAGUUCUGAGCUUAGAACAAGCAAUGGAUCGAAUAACAUUUAAUGGGGAAUGGUACCGUGAGCCUCUUGGUUCCUACACCACUGGUCCCCCCUACCUCCAGCACUGGAAUGAAGAUGUUAUGGAGUUGUAUAAGAUAUUUGAAGAUCUUAAUUCUGAGCUGUGCGAACACAUGGAGAGAUCAGUUGCUGGUUUUGAUAAAAUUAUGGAGAAGGUCAGGGACGAUUUUUUUGCGAGAACUAACAAACUGUUAGAGCAGAAAGACAAAGAGAAAAGAGAAGAACGCAAGAAAGCUGGGUUGCCCGAGUAUUUGUGGCCUGAAAAACCAUUUAAACCUUCAUGAUUUCUGCAGAUCAUAUGGGUAAGAUUUUUAGAUAGUGAAAAGUGUGCUGAGAAUGGUAUCGUGAACUAAGAAGGCAAUCUGGGACCUCAAGAUUGUCUUUUUUGGAGUUGGUUAGAACAUCACUGUUGUUAAAUAUUGGCCUGUAGUGAAUAAUGAACGCAAAUAUUCCUUAGCUUCUUGUGUUCUUUCUUUCGGAGGCGCGUGACCUCUAGUCAGGAUUCUUUCACAACCCUAAACUUUAGCAGUUUGAUUAAUUUGCAUAAAAAAACAUGAAAAUCUUGCAAUGA
Molecule: messenger RNA, 1936 nt
Organism: Vigna angularis (adzuki bean)
Lineage: Eukaryota; Viridiplantae; Streptophyta; Magnoliopsida; Fabales; Fabaceae
Product: protein TIC 56, chloroplastic
Exons: 6
Coding region: 69-1649 (526 amino acids)
Source: RefSeq, a predicted model, not a curated record